AUGACUAAACCCCAAUUUAUGAUUGAUCUCGAGCGAGAUGGCUUCGUAGUUAUUCCUAAAGUCAUAUCUGAAGAAUCUUGCAAAGAGUUCCAAGAAUCAGCUUGGCAAUGGUUAGAAAGUUUCCCCUAUGGAUUCAAGAGGGACGAUCGAUCAACAUGGACAUCAGAACACCUACCUUAUAGUACGACAGGUGGACUGUACAACAGAUAUAGCGUGAAUCAUGAAGCAUUCGUCUGGAAAAUCAGAACUGAACCUGCCAUCAUCAAGAUUUUUGAGCAGAUGUGGGGUACAGACGAUCUAAUCGCUUCGUUCGACGGAAUGAAUGCUUCAUUACCUAUCAAUUCUGAGACCGGAAGAACCGACUUGAUGCCCACCGCUGCUUGGCCACAUAUCGAUCAAAAUCCAAGAAACGUUGAUCGAUUUGAACUAUAUCAAGGUAUAGCCAACUUGUCAAACAACGGACCAUCCGAUGGUGGAUUAUGCGUCUUGAAAGGGUCGCAUAAGGUACAUCAAGAAUACUUCGAGAGUGUUGGCGGAUUCAAGCUGGAUCAGGAUGCAGGAGAAAAGGAAAACGGUUACACAUAUAAAGUCGAAGAAAUGGAUUGGUUCAAAAAGAAGGGAUGUGAAGAGAUCAAAAUCUGUGCUGGUGCAGGUGAUCUCAUCUUAUGGGAUUCAAGGACUGUUCAUUGGAACGCUAGUCCUGUUGGAAAUCAAACUCGUUUCGUUACAUAUGUGUGUUAUUGUCCCAGAGAGCAUAUGACUGCAAGCGAAUUGGAAACAAAAGGUAAAAUUUUCAAGGAUAGGAAAGGAACCACUCAUUUCCCAUAUAUGAACCGUGUUCCAGCUGAAAGACCAGGUUACUAUAACGCUCUCCCUCGUCGACCGGACGGUACACUCGAUCCGGCCAACAGAAUCAGACCCAGAGUCGAACCUGCGGAAACUCCUUUGAUGCUGAAACUGGCGGGCGUGGCUUAA
Molecule: messenger RNA, 975 nt
Organism: Kwoniella shivajii
Lineage: Eukaryota; Fungi; Basidiomycota; Tremellomycetes; Tremellales; Cryptococcaceae
Exons: 6
Coding region: 1-975 (324 amino acids)
Source: RefSeq, a predicted model, not a curated record